This is a messenger RNA of Chara braunii, 2141 nucleotides long. NCBI's taxonomy places the organism in Eukaryota, Viridiplantae, Streptophyta, Charophyceae, Charales, Characeae. The record is from the annotation of a GenBank genome assembly.
ACCCGGCUUGACCAGCGUGCUGGAGAGGUAAUCCCCCUCCAGGCCGUUGGGCCUGUGCACGCGCCUGACACAUGGCCGUGGCUUUCAGCUUGCCACGUGCCACCUGUCGUUUGGUGGCGUGGAUGCCCCGCGAUGCGUGAACAGGGGAAGCGCCAGCCGUGAUUGAUUGGAGGUUACUGCACAAUAGCGGUGCAGUUCUUUGAGCGAGCCAUGGCUACCAUGGAGGAGAUUUUGGAGAGGGAGCUACAUCUUGGAGCGAACGAAUGGCUGAUUACCUUGGAGAACGGACGCAGAUGGCUACAGGAGAUUGUGAGGGACAUGUCUUUGUGGCUGCAAGUGGAGCCAGAGGUCGGAGGGGGUGCGAUUUUUCUGGCUGGUUGGCUGAAGGAUAGAAGUGAGGACAUGCUGGAGAUCAUCUGGGAGCUGGAGGAGGGGCCGGAUCCUCGGCUUGACGUCUGCAUCGAUUGGAGGAGGGCAGAUGGCAUCAUGUCUGUCUGCAAAACCCUCUUCAAUGAGGGUCGCGAUCUGUGUGCUCUUCUGGAAGACCGGGUGGAGGGCGAUAUUCAUGGUGAGGAGGCGCACGUGGCAACAGAGCUACGUGUCCGAACAGUAGCAGAGUUUCAUGACCAGACAGCUGCCGGUCAUAUGGGCUUCCACAAGACGUUGGCUCGUGUGAGCCGCCUGUACGUCUGGCCGAAGCGCAAUGACUUUGUGAAGGACUACGUCGCAGAGUGUCCCACCUGUCAGGAGGUGAACAGUGCAAACCACCUACCUUAUGGUUUGCUCCRGCCUCUUCCUAUCCCUGAGGGUCGUUGGCAGUCCCUCUCGAUGGACUUUAUCGGUCCUCUUCGACCUCCGACCCCCCGCGGUCAUGAUGCUAUCCUGGUCGUCGUCGACCGCUUCACGAAGCGUGCACGCUUUGUUCCGUGCCGCUAUGCCAUCAGUGCACGUGAGGUCGCCGACAUCGUAUUUGACCGAGUUGUGCGUGACCACGGCUUACCUCUGAGCAUCAUAUCUGACCGUGACCCGCGCUUUACCAGCCGAUUCUGGCGACGGCUCCACGAGGUGUACGGCACUCAGCUCCGCUUCUCCUCGUCUUACCAUCCUCAGACUGAUGGUCAGACCGAGAUCACGAAUAAGACUCUCGGGGAUAUUCUCCGAAAGAUUGUUCGUGACGACCAGCAGUGGGAUCUCCAUCUUGCCCACGCGGAGAUAGCCUACAACCACGCCGUCUCGCCARCCACGGGGAUGUCGCCUUACUAUUGCGACCUCGGCUAUCACCCGCSUGUUCCCGCGGACUUCCUUCGAUCGUCCCAGAUGCACCCCGACACGAGUUGUCCCGCGCUGGAUGAUUGGGUUGCACACAUGACGUCGAUUAUGAAGACCGCACAUGAGCACAUAGCCGCUUCCCAGACUCGCAUGGCAGCACGUGCGAACCAAUCGAGGAUGGAUCACCCAUUCAAGGUCGGUGAUGAUGUGCUUAUCGACGUCCGCCACUUACAGCUCGAGGCGGACACGCUUCGCAAGUUUCGACAUCGCUUCUUUGGCCCAUGCCGUAUCCUCCAGGCCGUCGGUUCUGAUACGGCAUCUAGCCCGGUCAGCUUUCGUGUGAAGCUGCCCGACUACCUACGCCAGGCUCGUGUGCAUGAUGUCUACCACGUCUCGUUACUGCGUCCUUACCACAGACCGUCUGAGCGUUUCGCUGGACGACCAUACGAGCGCCCUCCACCCAUCAUGGUGGACGGCCACAAGGAGUUCCUCGUUUCAGACAUCAUUGGUCGCCAAGUCACCGACGACAACCCUCCCCACGUCGAGUAUCUCGUACGUUGGAAGGGUUACCCUGAUGAGGAGGCUACCUGGGAGCCCCUCGAGCACUUGCAGCACGCUCGCAUGUUGGUGCGUGCCUAUGACCGUGCUCGUCAUGCUGGGUUCACUGCUCCUCCUCAGCCCACUGACCCUCCUCCUUCUCCACCGGCUGAGGAGACCGCUGAAGUUGAGCCUGCUCCAUCUGAGGCAGACCUUCAGCAGCAGCCGGAUGCUUCUGAGCGUCCACAGCGCACUCGUCGUCGUCCUGCUCGAUACGACGAUUGACUCUGACUUACCUUCCCACGUCUUUGACUUCUCAGUACUCCAUCCACAUC